AUGUCCACCCAGUCGACAUCUCAGUCGACAUCCCUGUUCUCCAUGGCCCACUCCAAGCUGCGCUCCGCCCUCGGCGGUAGCGUCAAGGAUAGCUGCAGUUUGCAUCGCUGGGUCCUCCUCAAAAACUCUAUGACUCGUUCUCACACCCCCGAAGCCCCUCCGGCCUCAGAGAAGGCUGAUGUACCAUAUGUAUCUAGACGUGAUGAAGACGAGAGCCGCGAAGUUGAAGACGAAGUCAACUACAUGUUUCCGGAUCCCGACGCGCUCAGCCUUCGCCCCGCUGGUCCUGGCAAGUCGGAAAGCCAGUGGCUGGACUCCCUUCUUGAGACGCUGGGUGGUGAAGAUGAUGAUUUGGAUGCGGACGGAGAUGCGGUGGUGUCGAUAUCUGUCUGUCCCGUCGAUGACGAUGACGACGACGACGAGCCGCUAAGUCCCCUAUACUCGCCGAUGUCCUCGUCGGACGACCUUGCCGCCCAGUCCAGUUUCUUCUGCAACCCCCAUGCUAUCCCUGUCCCCUAUCCUAUUCCUUACCCUCCUGUUUGUCCCUCGCGUAGCCCAGUGUGGCUCGAUAUGCACUCGUCCUCUGACUCGUUCUUGGAAGCAGCCCCGUCCCUGUACCACGACCCCCUUCCCUACUACGAAGUCGACGACAUGGAAGACCUCUCUGUUCCAGACGCGAUUGAGGACACUUCUGAUGACGAGUCGGACGCGCCCUUGACGCCGUUUGAUCACUCAACGUCAUCGCUCGCCGCGGUCGACCCGGCUUCGGUUCCCUUACCCCCUGAACAACGACGACGGUCUCCCUCUCUUCUGCCUCAGGUAUAUAUUGACACGGACGAUGCCCACUUCUAUCCGUUUGAACUUGACCCCCUACCAUUCCAUGUUGAUAGCCCCGCCGAGACUGCCCGUGUUUACCGUCCGCCUCUUUACCAAGAGUGUUAG
Messenger RNA from Fibroporia radiculosa, 942 nucleotides. RefSeq lists its product as uncharacterized. The record is from RefSeq and is a predicted model, not a curated record. Bases 1 to 942 code for a protein of 313 amino acids. Lineage: Eukaryota; Fungi; Basidiomycota; Agaricomycetes; Polyporales; Fibroporiaceae. The transcript has a single exon.